AUGGAGAGUCAAUUCGGAAUCACGGAGUUUUUGCUUGGUCAUCAACUCGCACCGAUUCGGAACCAGUACCUAUCGAAAAGUACAGAUCUCUACAUCCAGGAAGUCAACGGUAACUCGAAUCAUGUAAUUGUGUAGUUAUCUCAAAAAUUUCAGAAAACGGAGAAGAAGUCAUUCCAGCUCGUAAUGCGGUUAUCCGAGCACCGCCCGAAAUCGGCGGUAUCAAUCAGAACAUCCAAAAACUUAAUUUCAUGUCCGAUAUAAAUCUGUUGGAAUUGGACAGGCAUUUCACCAACGGAGGAAAACGUGUUGUGAUGAAAGUCAAUCCAAAUGAUUGGAAGAAGAGAAGAGAGCUCAAAGGAUUCUUGGAACAGCGAUAUAAUGGAAGCAUGGUCUCAAAACAGCAAGGAAGGUCGAUUGUGGUCUCACAUAUAUCCAUGCUCAAAGAACGCCCAACUUGGGAUGAGGGGACGCCAGUUUUCUGUCACUUCACACUGGCGAAAGAGAAUAUGGAUAUGCAGGAGGCAUUGGCAACAAUUGCAAAGGCUCUCGGGUCAGUAAUUAUAAUAUUCCGAUUUCAGCUUGCGGCUAACAAACGUUUUCCUUUACAGCUAUAUAGAGGUAACCGACUUCACAUUCAAUGAGGACAAGGGGCAUCGGGCAGUGAGCAGUCAACGAGUCUGUGUGCGCCAUGUUCUCGAACGUACCCUGCUCCAAAUCAACAAUGGAAUGUCGAAAAUCAAAGUGUUCAACGUAGAAUAUAAAAAUGAAGCUAUUCAACCAUUCAGCAACAAAGGGAACCAAUUCACCGUCAUUCUAAGAAACAUUGCGGAAGAGUCGAUCAACGAACUUGCCGAAAGGUUCAAGGGGCUCGAAUCGACUGGAUUCAUAAACUACAUCGGUUAGUUACUGAUUCUGAAAACAUUUGGCAACAAAUUAAAUUCAGGCACACAUGCGAUCGGAAUGAAGUGCCAUAUCGCUUCCGAAGCAGGACUGGCAAUCCUUAAAAAGAAUUUCGAGCGUGCAGUCAAGCUCAUCCUUCUAUUUUGUCAAAAAGAUGUGUGGUCCCCAGCUCUCCAGCUGUUCUUCACCACCGGAGACGCGAGACAAGCUGCUGCCGCUCUGACGGCCGUGGACACACUCAACGCGGGACGCUUCCUCACCACGCUCAAGGACGGCGGCACUUUCCAAGCAUGCAUCGACAAACUGCCACGUGCGGAGGCCGAGAAGUUCGUUCAUGCCUACCAAUUCCAUCUCUGGAAUAAGUUGGCAACGGAGCGGAUGAGGGAGGGCGGGUAUCGAGUGCUCGGUUACGACUUGGGAGCGGAUGGGCAACCACUGGAACUGUGUGCCCCCGUCUUUGACAUUCACCUUCCGAUGCCUGGAUGUCAGACGGAACAGAGUGAAGAUACGUAUUCAGGACGGCACAUCCUCAGACUGCUCGCGGCGGACGGCAUCACGCUCAGUGAUUUUCAAUCACUCGAGAGGUUAGUUUACCCAUUUCUCCUUAUUCUCAUUAAAAACAACGUUUCUAAACUUCAGAUUGAAGUAUUCCACCCGACCGAGACCACUCUUCAUGCGAAUGUUCAACUUUUCCUCCUGCGUCAUCGAAUAUUCAGAGAACGACAUAUUACAAGCGGGAGUCCGCACUGGGAGAAACAAUUACAGCGGAUCUCUCCGAGCUCUCAAGAUGUCGUUCUUCUUGCCUCCCGACGCCUACGUCUCCGCUGCGCUUCGGGAGGCAACCAGCACGGACAUGAGCCAGAGAGCUCAUGUCGACGCAUCAAAGCCGCAGACAGCUGACGACUUCAUGCACUCGGAGCACAAACGUCAUGAGCUCGAGAUAUUGUGUCGGUGA
Molecule: messenger RNA, 1855 nt
Organism: Caenorhabditis sp. 36 PRJEB53466
Lineage: Eukaryota; Metazoa; Nematoda; Chromadorea; Rhabditida; Rhabditidae
Source: the annotation of a GenBank genome assembly